UGCCCACCUGGCACGCGUCAGCCAGCAAGCGCGCAAUGCCACGUCACCAUGACAUCGCCCCUGCGUACUAUUAGUCAUGACCACAUGGUCCCCCGCUGCUGCCGGGAUUUCCGCCGCAAGGGCCGCCGUCUUUCUCGGCCUGGUCCUCCUCCUUUCCUCCGCGCAUCCGGCGCAGUCGGAGCGCCUCUUCGGGUCGCUGUUAAGAAUAGGACGCGAGUUCGCCGCGACGCGCCUUAGAUGGCCUACUAACAAGGACCCGCCUACGAUCCCCUCGCUAGCGCAGCUCCCCCCAGAACCCGACCCGCGCAUCGAUAACUAUGACUUGGAAGGGGAUGCGAUCGAUGCGGCCAGUCUCAAGCUGCCACGUGGCCCGCCGGAGCUGUCGGAUCCGGAGCUCCGGGUGAGGCUCGGCAGCGUCGCCCGAAGUAAGGAGUCGUGGCUCGGCAGAGCGAUGGACAUGGACGAGGCGUGGGCGGCGUGGGAUAAGGCCGUGGGAUGCGCCGCGUUCCGAUCCAAGCACGCAGAUUUGAUUGCCGAGUACCAGAAUGCCACGUGGCCCGAGAGCAGCAGCUUCCAGGAUGCGUCCUCUCCACCGUGUUCGGCUCUCAGGCUGCCUCAUGUCACGAUUCAGGUGGUUUCCUCGCCCUCCGUGCCUGACUGGCUGGACGGGCUCUUCGCCUGCCCGUGCCGCCUCUCCUGCUCCUUCUCCCGCAGCGCCGCCCUCGCCGCCUCCCCGCACGCGCUGCUCUACGAGGGCGAGUUGCCCCGAAAUAUGAGCAACCAGCAGCGCGACAAGGAGGAGGGAGGUCGGCCCCUUGUUGUGCGCAUGGACAUGGAGGGACAUGUGGCCACGGACGCACCGCCACAGCAUGCUCAUGCUCAUGCUCAUGCUCAUGCUCAUGGUGCUGCUGAUGGUGCUGCUGAUGGUGCUGCUGAUGGUGCUGCUGAUGGGGCUGCUGAUGGUGGUGGUGCUGGUGAUAAUGGUGGUAGUGGCAGCAGCAGUGGUGGUGCGGAUGUGACAGUAGGGUAUGGCCCGGAUGCGGAUGUGCAGGUGACGUACGCGGGGCAGCUGGAGCAUGCUGACCGCAACCGACACGUGUCUGGGGUCAAGAGGAAGGGUCCUCCUCUCAUCCACGCUGCAUCUCGGCCGUCCUCCUGGCGCGAGCGCAUUGGAGCGGUGGUGCGGCGCAUGGCGCACAGCAUUGGCAGCCGCACCAACAACAUGAAGGAGGAUGACGCCGAUGUGCUCGCUACAUACACCAUGUGCCGGUAUGCAGGCAUGCACGGUCAGAGGGUGGACUCGGACGGUGGGGGAGGGAGCAAGGGGAAGGGCGUAGGUGAGAAUAAGGAGAGGGGGGCCAAAGAGAGUGAGGGGGAGGGCGUGAUUGAGUCUGCAGCAACAGCAGAAGCAAUGCGAGUGGUGGAGGAACGAGGAGGAGGAGGAGGAGGAGGAGGAGGAGGAGGAGGAGGAGGAGGAGGAGGAGGAGGAGGAGGAGGAGGAGGAGGAGGAGGAGGAGGAGGGGAGGGGGUGGGGGGAAGGGGGGGGAGAGGGGAGGAGGCAGCAGAGUGGACUGAACAAGCUGAAGAGCGCCCAAGGCGGCCAAUGAGCAUGCGAGAGAUACGCCUUGGAGGGAUACGCCUUGGAGGGAUACGCUUUGGUGGGGGGGGUGUGUGGGGGCGGAGUGAGGAGAGCUGGGAGGAGGAGGAGGACGCAGGGGCGGGGAUGCGCGGGGGGGGGCACAAGGACUGGUGGGACCACUUGCACUGCGUGCAGUCACACUACCUCUUCAACCUUGUUAUAGAGUCACGCGAGGAGAGGGGCUUCGUGACAGAGAAGUUCUUCCAUGCGCUGGACGCAGGCACCGUGCCAGUGUACUAUGGAGCACCUGACAUUGACAGCUUUGCUCCCCCGGACUCGUUUCUGAAUGCGGAUUUGGUGCAUCGGGACGAGUUAAGGCGCACCAUAGCCUCAGUUGCUGAGGACCCGGUGAAAUACGCCAACUUCCACGCCUGGCGCAGGUGUGGAGUAUUGGGUCAUUACCAGCGUGCGCUUAGUCUCAGCAUCGACUCAUUUCCUUGCAGAUUGUGCGCGCAUAUAAGCAGCAGAAGUGUCGGCAUUUCCUCUUAAAAUUGUAAUUGUAUGUUGUAGUGUUGCUGAUGUCAUCCAGCGGUGUAGGAUUGUAAUGUAAUGCGUGCAAGACGUUGCAUCGAGCUCCUAACAGCGAGGACCAUC
Molecule: messenger RNA, 2233 nt
Organism: Closterium sp. NIES-67
Lineage: Eukaryota; Viridiplantae; Streptophyta; Zygnematophyceae; Desmidiales; Closteriaceae
Source: the annotation of a GenBank genome assembly